Molecule: messenger RNA, 1510 nt
Organism: Pundamilia nyererei
Lineage: Eukaryota; Metazoa; Chordata; Actinopteri; Cichliformes; Cichlidae
Gene: sp6
Product: Sp6 transcription factor
Exons: 2
Coding region: 152-1072 (306 amino acids)
Biological process (GO): regulation of transcription by RNA polymerase II
Molecular function (GO): DNA-binding transcription factor activity, RNA polymerase II-specific; RNA polymerase II cis-regulatory region sequence-specific DNA binding
Source: RefSeq, a predicted model, not a curated record
CACAGCGGCAGCACCUCUGUAGGGCAGACAGGUUUUUAAUGCGUCACCAUCCUGUCAUGUGGUAAUCAUCUCAGCGUAACCCAAAAGACACUGAACAACACUUUGUGCAGGUGACCUCAUCCACAGAUUUGCACCUGCACGAGCUGCUCACAUGGCCCACCCAUACGAGCCCUGGUUACGGACAGCAUCACCUAGUGGCAGCUCAGACGACAUGAACAUCGCUUCCUGGUGGGACCUUCACAGAGACGUCCAAGCAGGCAGUUGGAUAGACCUACAGACGGGUCAAGGUGUGGGCCUGCCUUCAGUAAAUCCAGGCGGCUCCAUGGGUUUGCAGCCUUCUCUGGGGCCCUAUGGCUCUGACCCACAGCUGUGCACCCUGCCCCCGGCUCAGCACGCUCCACCCUCGCAACCAUCCCAUCUCUUCCCCCAGGACGGCUUCAAGAUGGAGCCACUGGCCCCUGAAAUGCUGCAGCAAGAAACCUUCUCAAUGGAGGAACCUCAGGAGACGUCUGUGUCAGCUCGCCCCAAGCCCCAGCGCCGCUCUUCUUCCAGAGGCGGCAGCCAGGCUGUGUGCCGCUGCCCUAAUUGCGUCCACGCUGAGCAGAUGGGCCAGAGCACUGACGACAGCAGGAGGAAGCACAUGCACAAUUGCCACAUCCCCGGCUGUGGCAAAGCCUACGCCAAGACCUCCCAUCUGAAGGCUCACCUGCGCUGGCACAGCGGAGACCGGCCGUUCGUCUGCAACUGGCUGUUCUGUGGCAAGAGGUUCACGCGCUCUGAUGAACUGCAGCGACACCUACAGACGCACACUGGAGCCAAGAAGUUCAGCUGCGCAUUAUGUCCCAGAGUGUUCAUGCGCAACGACCACCUGGCCAAGCACAUGCGCACCCAUGAGUCCCCGCCAGGACAAGGGGAGGACAGGCUAAACGGAGAUGGGAGGGGGGAUAAGAGCUUUGAUGCAUCGACACCUCCCCAGUCGUCCGCAAACGUGUCUGACAGCACAGAUCCUCCACUGAAGCUGAAGUGUGAGACAGACGCCUCCGUCUCCAGCGUGACGGGGCAGUCGGGCUAGCUGCGCCGCGUUCAGUUAAAGGGUUGCCAUCACCUCACAGAGGUGUCAUAGUUUCACGAUAGAUUAGAGAGUAGAAGGAAGGUAUGAACACUCUUUCACUGAUGAACACUGGAUGGAACAAAAAAUAUGUAUGUGUGAUCCUGUGAAUUUAUCACACAAAUGUGAUAAACCGUGAUGCCACGUCACGCUGAAAAGCAGGAAUCCUAUUGAUCUUGUGUGUAAACCUUUCGUCUGUGACUACUAAAGGUGAAAGGUGGCGAAGGAGGCGACGGAGCUGAAGCUGCAGCUUGUUGCUGGACUUCGAUUGCUGCUAGCGCUACAGCCACCAGUAGCCCAAGAGACUGACCUGAGUUCAUGAGAAGGUGGUUGGGUAACUUGUUUACAAUCAGAUCAAAUGUGUAACUGGAAGAAAAGAGCAUUAAGUUUAACAGUUUCAAG